Messenger RNA from Verticillium alfalfae VaMs.102, 792 nucleotides. Its product is annotated as enoyl-CoA hydratase/isomerase family protein. Gene Ontology annotation, biological process: fatty acid beta-oxidation. NCBI's taxonomy places the organism in Eukaryota, Fungi, Ascomycota, Sordariomycetes, Glomerellales, Plectosphaerellaceae. Gene Ontology annotation, molecular function: enoyl-CoA hydratase activity. The transcript is spliced from 6 exons. The record is from RefSeq and is a predicted model, not a curated record. Bases 1 to 792 code for a protein of 263 amino acids. Gene Ontology annotation, cellular component: mitochondrion.
AUGACGGAGGGCGUCGCCAUCAGCUCACCUCAGCCGGCCACGACGCCGGCGGUCGUCCUCGCGUCGACGCCGGCGGGGGGCGUCAGGGUGCUGGCGCUGAAUCGUCCGUCCAAGCGCAAUGCGCUGUCGCAAGAGCUGAUUGACGUGUUCGUUGGCCAUCUUAGGGCGGCAUCGGCAGACGAUAGCGUCCGUGUCAUCAUCGUGACAGGGAGCAGCAGCUUUUUCUGCGCGGGUGCGGACAUUAAAGAGAUUUCUGCGCUCGGUGCGGAAGAAGCGCGUCAACGGCGGUAUCUCGAGGAUCUCUGCACAGGGAUGCGUGGGGUGCACAAGCCCUUGAUUGCCGCUGUCGAGGGCAUGGCGCUCGGCGGUGGGUUCGAACUAGCAUUGAUGGGACGUGAUCCUCGAACGACUGCGAUCUCAUUUUCGCUGCACACGGCAGUCGCUUCGGGCUCCCGGAGGUCACAAUCGGCCUGCUGCCCGGUGCAGGGGGCCAUGAAGAUGAUCCUUUUGGGCGCACCCAUCCCAGCCGCCGAGGCCCUCGACGCCGGUCUCGUGGCCGCGCUGUUUGACGACGGUCAAGUGCUCGACAACGUUCUGGCCGUCGCCCAACGCCUGGCCAGCUCGAGCCGGAUUGCAUUGUCUCUGGCCAAAGAAUCCAUCUGCCGAGCCGAUGAUCUGGGUCGCGACGACGAUUUUGAGCGAAGCCUCUAUUACUAUUCAUUCGGCACGCGGGACAAGGCCGAAGGCGUGGCAGCAUUUCUGGGCAAGCGAAGCCCCGAGUGGCCGAAUUAA